This is a messenger RNA of Myotis lucifugus (little brown bat), 366 nucleotides long. RefSeq names its product integrin alpha-9-like. Gene Ontology annotation, biological process: cell adhesion mediated by integrin; cell-cell adhesion; cell-matrix adhesion. The annotation marks the transcript as partial. Gene Ontology annotation, cellular component: integrin complex; external side of plasma membrane. Lineage: Eukaryota; Metazoa; Chordata; Mammalia; Chiroptera; Vespertilionidae. The record is from RefSeq and is a predicted model, not a curated record. Gene Ontology annotation, molecular function: integrin binding. The transcript is spliced from 4 exons.
GAGGAAAUGGGCAUUUCCUGUGAACUGCUGGAAUCGGACUUCCUCAAAUGCAGCGUGGGAUUCCCUUUCAUGAGGUCCAAGUCGAAGUAUGAAUUCAGCGUCAUCUUUGAUACGAGCCAUCUGUCUGGAGAAGAAGAAGUUCUCAGCUUCAUCAUUACUGCUCAGAGCGGCAACACGGAGCGCUCCGAGUCCCUGCACGACAACACCCUCACGCUGAUGGUGCCGCUGAUGCACGAAGUGGACACGUCCAUCACAGGAAUCGUGUCUCCAACCUCCUUUGUGUACGGCGAGUCUGUGGCCGCGGCCAACUUCAUUCAGCUGGAGGACCUGCCGUGUCACUUCCAGCCCCUCAACGUCACCCUUCAG